Molecule: messenger RNA, 1243 nt
Organism: Fusarium verticillioides 7600
Lineage: Eukaryota; Fungi; Ascomycota; Sordariomycetes; Hypocreales; Nectriaceae
Exons: 2
Coding region: 129-818 (229 amino acids)
Source: RefSeq, a predicted model, not a curated record
UGGCUUUAUCGAUAAGGACUUGGUGAUGUUUUCCUACUUGAAUUCGCGAAUCUUGAACUUCAAGCAACUUUACGACACUCCAACACGACCAAUUGCGCUCAAGUGGCACAUUUAUUUUCGCAGAAAUAAUGUCAUUGCGAAUUGCGCCUCGAAAAGUGGCAUCAAGUGCCCUCCCUCGAACCUCGCGCCUCGAAUGUCCUCUCCUCCGCCAUCGCACCUCAAAAUGCGCAUUCUCAACGUCACGACCCCCCAGCCGCCGACAACAAAUUCCAAGCGCAGUUGACUCUGCUAAACUUGGGGAAAAGCCCGCCAAGACUACCAUAACCCUGACAACAUCCGAGCAGUCUGCAGAGAACGCAAAGAGUAUGCUCGAAAAGGCUACAAGACUGGCACAAGAACGAGAAGAGAAACUACGACAGGCACGAGCAGCACGACUAGGGAAGCUUUCUACAAAUUCAGAGAAGAGGCAAGAUCCAAGGGAUAAUCUGGCAUCCAGUGAGAGAAGGGAAAAGGCAAGGCAGGCUGAGGAGAGAUCGAACACGGCUGAGGAGAAGAAGAGGACUGGAUUGACGAAGGAAGAGAGGGAGAAGGCGGAGAAGGAAGAUUACAAUAGGAGACACAAACAGCUGGAGAGAUUCUGGCUGAAGUUCAUGGUUGGGAUGCCGAUUGUGUUGGUUGUUGGUUAUGAGCUGUUCCAAAGGCUUGUUAUGGGGAAAGAACAAAAGGUCAUGCCGUAUAAACAGGCCAAGAUCAAUAGAGAGAGGGAGGAGAGAGAGAGGCUUGCGAGGGAGAGUGCUGGGAGUGUAGGGACGGAAUGAGCGAGGAGUGUGAUGGGGAUUUACGGCUCGGGGGGGGGAGUCAAAGAAGCUCUCAGCCGGGGCUGCGGGAAGCUCAACGGUGCUAGGGUAUGUAUUGUUGUAAUCUAACGUGUACGAUAUGUUGGAUGUUGAAAGAAAGACACGAAAAAGCAAGACGCCACGGCUAGAAAGGUGGUGUUAUGGUAUGGACGUUAAUAUCCGUCUGACAGCGGAUGCCAAGUUCAAAGCGGGAAUAAUGACAUUGGCCAAUGCUCUCUUCUUUGUCGUCACCACUACGAUAGAAGUUUUGGGAAGUUGGCUUCACAACUGGCUCAGGGGAUCGAUCAGGGACAAGUAAAUGGUUGCCCAAGUCAUAGUGUAUAUAUCAUAUGUCCAUCUAAAAUAGACACAAAAAAGUAACAAGUAAUUACAUAAAAAUGCUAACG